GGCAACAUGACAUGGUGGGUUUUGCCUUGACAUGCUCACAUGACUUGCUGCGAUGACUUGAAAUCGACUGCCGAGGUCUCGGAUGCAAAAGCCUUGCCCCCGUUGUCCCAUGGCCGCGCGUGAUGUUUAGAUCAGGCCUCCUCGUCCAGAGCCUGCUCUGGACGGUUUCUUCGUCCAUCGUACAGGUUUCACUUGACAGUUCCGGGAAGAUCGAAGCUUUCAGGCCGCAUAGCAAGCGGCAGAAGCUUCUCCGGAGAGAAGCAGCCAAUGCAUCCUUGAUCCAUGAAGAUGAACUUGAGCAUUAUGACCUGUUGAUUUUGAUCCCCGCGAGCCUGCGCCGUGACCGGGCACGGCUGAGCGCGAUCCGGGAGACCUGGACGCGAGAUAUUGAUACGACGACCCAUUUCUGUGCCAGGUGCCGGAGCAACCGGACGCUGAAGUACCUCUUCCUGCUUGGAGAUGAAGCCGACCCGGACAGUGAGGAGAUGCAGGCUGCAGACGUGGUGGCGUUGCCCAGCAGCAGCGCCUAUGACCGACUGGCUGAAAAGGUGCGCGGUGGGAUCCACUACGCUGUACAACACUACAGCUUCCAUCUCAUGUUGAAGGCUGAUACAGAUUCCUGGAUCUUUGUAGAUCGUUUGCUGAACUUCGCCGAGGAACAUGACUUGUUUGGCGCCAGGCGUGCAGCCCAAGCGGGCGAGGUCCGCCGCAAGGGACGGCCCCAGGGCGGCGGACGCAACCCGGAUGGCGUCUUUACGAAGCUUACCGGCCAGGAGACCUAUCCAGUCUAUAGCCCGGGCUGCGGAUAUUUGCUGACACGGGACUUGUGCAACUACAUCAGCAUGCUAGCACCGGAGGAGGAUGACGCUAGAUCCGAAUCCGAGGAGCUUCCCACGCUUCAAGACUUACCUCAGGAAGAUGUUUCAGCUCCUUAGCGAGGCCGUGGAACACGAGCACAUCAGCAUGCCUUUGUCCAUCAUGGGUGAUGCCUGCCGAAAGUCCGACGGCCAGUCGAUGGUGCUUGACCACUACGUCUCGGAGGGGGAGAUGCGGCGCCGUUGGGCCAACCUGCAGCAGACGGGCGACCCCUGCGAGGAGGUGGGGGAGGACAGUGUGUCACCCAAUGCCACCUCGCUUCUUGAAAAGUGGC
Durusdinium trenchii is the source of this 1150-nucleotide messenger RNA. The record is from the annotation of a GenBank genome assembly. Lineage: Eukaryota; Dinophyceae; Suessiales; Symbiodiniaceae.